Messenger RNA from Thermothelomyces thermophilus ATCC 42464, 490 nucleotides. RefSeq lists its product as uncharacterized. The coding region runs from base 124 to 468 and encodes 114 amino acids. Gene Ontology annotation, cellular component: ribosome. NCBI's taxonomy places the organism in Eukaryota, Fungi, Ascomycota, Sordariomycetes, Sordariales, Chaetomiaceae. The transcript has a single exon. Gene Ontology annotation, molecular function: structural constituent of ribosome. Gene Ontology annotation, biological process: translation. The record is from RefSeq and is a predicted model, not a curated record.
GCGAAUCCGGCGAACGAGCGACGACGGGCAGCAAACGACGAAAAGGCGACAACUCAAUCGCUUCCGCCCCGCCGCCACCUGCCACCGUUUCUUCGUGGUUGCGAACAAAACUGCCACUCAAAUAUGUCGAGCAUUCUGCAGACCAUGCGGUCCGCCGCACUCGCCACGAAGUCGCUCGCCUCGUCGAUGCGCGCCCUUUCCCUCUCGACUCCAAAGAAGACGGUGCUCCCCGCAGUGCAGGCCCGGUGUCUGUCUCAGGCUGCUCUCUCGGCUUCGAGCAGGACCACCUUCGCUCGGGGUUCGGUUACCCCGGCCGUGCAGAGCGGCUUAGCAGUGUUCCAGAAGCAGCAGGCUCGGGGAAUGAAGGUGCGCAGCGCCAUCAAGAAGCGGUGCCAGCAUUGCAAGGUCAGUAUGGGACACACUCAACCGGGCGAACUCGUUCGGGUUAUCGUUUUUCGUCCGGGCUAAUCUCGUACUUUUUCGCGAGGCG